AUGAAACAAUGCGUGACGGAACAAGCCGAAAACGGUGUUGAAAAUAAUACGUGUAAGUUACCACCGGGAAAAUACAGGCUGGUAGGAUUUGAUCUCGAUUUAACGGGUCGAAGGUUGAUCGAUGAAAUUUGUCACAUCGCCGCUUACACUCCAAACAAUCAAUUCAGUCAAUAUGUGAUGCCAUUUAAAGAUUUAAAUGUCACAGCUAAAAACCGACAUCUUUUGAAAGUGGUCACCGUUGGAAAGUAUAGAAUGCUCAAAAGUGUUAAGACUGGAAAAAUAUUAAAAACGAGGAGUGAAAUAUCGGCUCUCACGGAUUUUAUUCAAUGGUUAGAAAAUUUGAAAACCGAAGGAAUCAUUCUCAUCACUCACGAUCAAAAGAAAACCGUACCGCCUUUCUUUCUCGAAGUAAUACGUAAAUAUAAGCUUUUCGAUAGGUUUUCCGCCGUCGUGAAAGGUUUUGCCAACAGUUACGUUUUCGCGGAACAAAAAUGCGCUCAAACAGUCAAAUCUCAUUCGCUGUACACUCUGGGCCAAGUUUUGCUUGAUAAAAAGGAAAAUUUGGAUAGCGCAGCCGAUAGAGCUCGACUAUCUUAUCAGAUCGUCCAACAGUUGUGUACCGGUGAAGAUGACAAAGGAAGCGGAGAUGCAUCUUCGUCCGAAGUCGAUAGUCCUGCCAUGUCGGAAGCUAUUAGGCAAAUCGCUAGUUCUAUCGAAGACGAAGAAAAAGAAUUGGCGGUACUUAAAAACCUCGUCGAAAGGCAAAACGGCCUACGUCCCAUUUUCGGUGACAUGUUUAGUAGUAGAAUGAGAUUAGAAAGAAAUCGCGCGAACACUCUUAGAAGGUUAAUAGCGGAAGCGAAUCUCACUUAUGAAAAUUUAGAAGAAGCCUGGAAAAAAGAUAAAAAGGAAAGUUUGACGGCUCUCGUAAAGGAAAGGAUAACAACGGCCAAAAAACCAGAGGAUUUAGAUGAUUUAACGGAAACUUUACUUCGUCAUUUCGGAUCCGAUAAUACCACAAAAACUCCACAGAAACAACGAGAAACCGGUUGGUAA
Messenger RNA from Pediculus humanus corporis (human body louse), 1056 nucleotides. RefSeq lists its product as uncharacterized. Gene Ontology annotation, biological process: bicoid mRNA localization. Gene Ontology annotation, molecular function: RNA binding; protein homodimerization activity. The record is from RefSeq and is a predicted model, not a curated record. The transcript is spliced from 6 exons. The coding region runs from base 1 to 1056 and encodes 351 amino acids. NCBI's taxonomy places the organism in Eukaryota, Metazoa, Arthropoda, Insecta, Psocodea, Pediculidae.